Molecule: messenger RNA, 3827 nt
Organism: Mugil cephalus (flathead mullet)
Lineage: Eukaryota; Metazoa; Chordata; Actinopteri; Mugiliformes; Mugilidae
Gene: golm2
Product: golgi membrane protein 2
Exons: 10
Coding region: 843-2285 (480 amino acids)
Source: RefSeq, a predicted model, not a curated record
GCCAAGCAUCGGCUCUUCUGCGAGUGCCACAUCACCGGAGCCUCUCGUUCUCCUCCAGCGCCACUACGAGGAUCCUGCCCUUUACUGAGCCUCGAUGUGGCACAAACCAGCCGCCAUAGUUUCCAUCGCGUUUGUUUGUGUGUGUGCUUAGUUUCUUUGCAUGAGCAACAACCGUUCUCCACGAGUAGAAACGACACCUUUCUUUCUGUCUCUGUCUCUCUCUGUGUGUGUGACAGGAACUAAUUUAUUUAUCGCACGGUUGCUAAUCCAAAGGGAGGCGUUUAGCAGGGACGUCGGGGCUACCAAUAACGUCAGUGCAGAAUAAAAAGGAUUUAUUUAUAUAUUUUUUACUGAUAUUCAUUUUAUUUUUUUAUUUUCUGUGAUCAAAGCAGCUCCAAACGUCGGUGCGUAAACGGGGCUGGAGGUAGCUCCGUGAUCCUGCUGCUGCUGCUCCUGCAGCUCCUGCUCCUGGUUGUUGUUGUUGUCCACGUCUCGGUCUCGUCGCCAGCUUCUAGGCCACGUCCCCUGCGGGCGUAAUUUCCCCCACGAACAUUGGGGCGAACUGCACUGGGAGGAUGCGUGGCGUGCGGAAGGAGGAAGAAGAGGGAGCGUGAAGCUCGGCGGAGAUGUGAGAGCAGCUUUACACGCGUUCAGGACCGUCGGUUUUUUCUCCUUCCUCCUCCAAUGGUUGCCGCAUUCACACGGCAUGUCACGUAGACACACGGUGCGUUUCUCACCGGGAGGACAUUGAGCUCACCAGGUUGCGUUAACAACCAGAAGUAACGCUACACUUUUUUUAUUUUAUUUUUUUUUAAUUUAUUUUUUUUGGUUGUUGUGCGGAAAUGGUCGGGUUUGGUGCAAACAGACGCGGGGGCCGCCUCCCGUCCUUCAUCCUCAUCUUUCUGAUGGUGGUCAUCGCCGUGCUGUCGUUCAACUACUGGACGGUGUCCAACAAGCACGGCCGCCUCCUGGACGAGCUGGCCGAGGUGCAGACGCAGGUGAAGCGCACGGACGCGGCGCGCAGCCGCCUGGAGAAGCGCAACUCGGAGCUGAUGGUGCAGGUGGACGCGCACAGGAAGCAGAUCGACCAGAAGGACGGGGACUACAGCGUCCUGGAGAGCAAGCUCCAGGCCCGAGAGACGCUCAUCAAAAAGUGCUCCGACGAUAAGAUAAAGCUGCAGGAUGAAGCUUCGGCCCAAAUGACAGAGAUUCAGAGGCUGAAAGAGCAGCUGAAGGAGCUGAAGCAGGAGCUAAUGAAGCAGGAGGAGCAGCUCAGAGAAGUGAAGAAGAACAGCACCACCCUGGAGAGAAAGCUGGAGUAUGAAAGUUUACAGUGCGGACGUCAAAUCGCACAACUCAAAGAGGAAUACGAAGAAACGAAGAUGAACCUGGAGGUGGAAGCGUCGAAGCUGAGAAAGAAUGUAAUCGACGGUCCGAGGGGCGUCGGCGCCGUCGGACGUGCAGACGGAGCGGCCGGCGCGGAGGUGGCUGGAGAGCGCCACACGGUGGCCACACACAGGCACAACGGGCAGCCAGAUAUAAAAGACGAGAUGGGUAAACCCGGCAGUGACGCUGGGAUGCCGGGCAUUGAAGACAGCGAGGUGGGAAAAGUCGAUGAAGUGCAGUUUGCCUUGAAGAAACCAGCCAUCACUCAGAAGCAGCACGACGACGCCCCCGACGCGGUGGUGGGAGCCGGCGCCGGACCCGGACACGGGGCGGCCGACGGUGUCGGGGGCGACGACCCGCUGCUGGACCAGCCCAGACUCCAGCAGGACCGAGUGGACGGACGAGUGGACGGCGAUCGCGGCCCCAGGCCCAACAACGGGCCGACAAGCCCACUAAAAACACACAAAACCAUCUUAAGGCGACGAAAGCGGUCGGGCGGAGAACAGCAGAGACAGAUCAGAGACAGUGUCAAAGGUGACGGCGAACACCUGAAGAGGAUUCCUUUGCCCCCGAACCCGGCCCAGGUGCCCAACCCCAUCGAGCCUCUCCGCUCCAAAGACCAGGUCAUGGCGGAGCCGGUGCACCACCGCCAGAGCCGGUUCUUUGAUGAGAACGAAUCCCCAGUAGAUCCGCAGCACGGCUCUAAGCUGGCGGACUACAAUGGGGACGACGGCAACGUGGGUGAGUAUGAGGCCGACAAGCAGGCCGAGCUGGCCUACAAUGAGGAGGAGGAUGGUGAUGGUGGGGAGGAAGACGUUCAAGAUGACGAAGACCGGGACAUGCAGGGCGAUCGCGCUGUGGAUUACGGGAAAAGACGUCAGGCCAACGACAUUCUCUGAUCUCGUACGUCACAAAACAAAACGCUCAGACCUUCCUCUACGAUCCAGGUCUCUUUUUGACGGAAAACUUUUUAAGUGUAGGAGUUCACGUGGCGGCGUCUUCGAUGUCGAUGUCAAGGACUGUUUUGAACAACCGACAUUGUGACUAAUGGAGUCUGAAUAAUGUAACAUAAUACAAAGGGGGUUUAAAAAAAAAAAAAAAAACACACACACACGGCAUUAUCCUGAGCUGCAGUUGAUUUGCUAACGGUUGUUAAGUUAUGACGUGAGGUAGCGGGUGAUAAACUGUACAUUGACUGUGGAGUUCUUGUUCUAUGAAAACUGCCUCGGUCGUGACGGAGCGUCUGAAAAAAAGAUCCCUCGACUCUAAACUUCAAGGUGGAACCAUGUUUUGCUACUUUUGUCUUUGCUGUUGUUUGGUACGAACGGUCUCUUCGCCCGAGAUGUUUUUCUUCGAAGGGAACUAAUUCUGCCUUUCUGACGUAGAUCUGGGACUUUUACGUGGAAGACAUUUUUUUUUUGGGAAUACAUAACGAACGCCAAGGACUUUCCUCAUGGCCUAUUAAAUCUGUCUCUCUUUAUUUUUUUUUUGUGACAAGACAUUAAAGAAAGUGCUCCUCGUUUUUUUUUUGUUUUUUUUGUUUGUUUGUUUUUUAAUGAUGCCAGUGCAUGCAUUUGAAACUUUUUAUGAAUAAUCAAAUUGAGCAAAAUACUUAAGCUUAAGCAAUACUUAGAGCAACGUUAGUGUCCUCCACAGAGUGCAGAGAUUAAACCCGAGCACAUCUGGAUCUGACAUAUACUGUACACAUGCUUCCAUUGAAAAUGAGGUUUCUUGUACAUAACGUGGUCGAGGCUGUUACCGUUUGUACCGAGGCCUAAUUCUUCACCCUCAAGGGAAAUCUGGACGGUUUUGAUUUCUCAUGGAAAGGCACAUUGAAUGUAAUUUUAAUUUUAUUAAAGGUGAUGCUUCAUGUCAUUCAAUUGUUAACGGUGAUUUAGAGUCAAUGGGUAGUUUUUAGUGGAGGUGACACCUUCUCCAACUACAUGCAAUACACCUUUUGUGAUGUUUAAUGAUGUUUGGAGUCAAAGAUGUGGGUCUGAUCUGGGAUGAGCAAAGUGUAAAAACUUAACAUCUGUUCCUUAUUUGUCCCGUGUUUUAGUAAAAGUAGCAGACGAAUCAUGGUCACUCACAACUAAACACCUAGCGUGCCGAUUUUAUUUGUACUUCAGGUUGUUCAUGAAAAUGUUUUGUAAGAUGUGUGUUGGUUUUACUUGACAAAAAAACAGAAAAUGAAGCCUCCUUUUUAUUUUGCUUUUAUGAAACGAUGUUCUGUUAGAAAAACUGGACACAUGCUGUUUAUGGAAGGAUGAUGAACUGAACCAUCGAGUUUUAUUUUGAUUUGGGUCGAAGACGCAGAGGAAAAAACUUCAAGUCUUUAAGUUACAUGGACUGGAUUGUUAAUUAUUUGUCAACUUCAAGUUGACGCCGAAGACUUAUGGGAUCAAUAACUUGCUAAAUAAAUCAUUAUCAGAAAAACGGAA